Molecule: messenger RNA, 2063 nt
Organism: Bombina bombina (fire-bellied toad)
Lineage: Eukaryota; Metazoa; Chordata; Amphibia; Anura; Bombinatoridae
Gene: VPS51
Product: VPS51 subunit of GARP complex
Biological process (GO): Golgi organization; retrograde transport, endosome to Golgi; lysosomal transport
Cellular component (GO): EARP complex; membrane; GARP complex
Source: RefSeq, a predicted model, not a curated record
GAGCAUGCGCAACAGUGUAACGCUGUUGUGGUUAUAGGAAGAUGGCAACUGCAAGUGCUUUAGAAGAGGAGGAAGCCGCGAAGCGGAGGAAGACGCACGGGAUGCUUAAACUUUACUACGGUAUCACAGAGGAAGGGAAACCCGGGGAGAGCCUGCUGGAGCCGACGGAUAUUGAUGGCGUUCACUUCAACCCGGAACUCUUCCUCACCAAUCUGAGGAAAGAGAGUUCCUUAUCUCAUCUCAUGGAUGUUGAAUCUGAUAUGGUUCGUCAGAUCAGAGCACUGGACAGUGACAUGCAGACUCUUGUGUAUGAAAACUAUAACAAAUUCAUAUCCGCAACAGACACCAUCCGUAAGAUGAAGAAUGAUUUUAAGAAGAUGGAGGAUGAAAUGGAUGGUCUGGCAGCAAACAUGGCUGUCAUCACAGAAUUUAGUGCCCGAAUCAGCAGUACCUUGCAGGAGAGGCAUCAGCACAUCACCAAGCUGAGCGGUGUUCAUACCCUGCUCCGUAAGUUACAGUUCUUGUUUGAGCUGCCUGCUCGCUUGAAGAAAUGCAUUGAGCUGGGAGCCUAUGCACAAGCUGUCUCUUACCACUCCAAAGCCCGUAGUGUCCUCCAUCAGUAUCAGCACAUGCCGUCCUUCCAUGGCAUCCAGACAGACUGCCAGGCUAUUAUGGCAGGACUGGCGCAAACUCUCCGUGAGAAAUUCAGGGACCCUUCUACCUCCCCACAGGAACUCUCUGAGUGCGUAGAGCUGCUUCUAAGUUUGGAGGAACCAGCUCACCUCCUCUGUGAUGAAUUCCUGGCGCAUGGGCGUGGCCGCUUGGACUCCCACCUAUCUGACUUAGAAGGUGCAGGAGAUAUUCUGGAGUUUAUUGACCGGGGCUGUGGCGGGUUCAUCAGUGAUGCCUGCCUAUUAGCUGCAUCUUAUCAAGGUCUCUUUUGCAAGGAGCCAGGAAGCACAACCCAGAUGGCUGAAGGAAAGCUGACUGCAUUUUUGGAGAUUCUGAGUCAAGGUUACUUUGAAUUGGUAGAGAAGAGGUUGAAGCAAGAAAAAAGCCUGGGAGACAAUUCACUUCUAGUGCGGGCACUGGAUAGGUUCCACCGUCGGUUGCAGGCUCCAUCCAAACUGGUACCAGGGUGUGGCUUCAACCGGCGUGGCACCGAGAUUGUGGUGAAGGCGGCACAGGAACGGUUGGCUCAGUAUCUGCAGGCACUUAAGGAUUUCUUCCAGGGAUGCCUAACCGAUGUGAGGCAGGCACUAGCUGCACCGCGUGUACCUGGAAAGGAGCCGUCAGCCCUUAGUGAGCUGCUGUCAGGGCUGUCUGCCUCUAUAUUAAAUCAGAUUAAAUCAGUGUUAGCUUCUGUGCACCUGUUCACAGCCAAAGACGUGGCAUUCUCUGACAAGCCAUACUUCAAGGGAGAAUUCUGCAGUCAGGGGGUCCGCGAGGGUCUAAUAGUUGCUUUUAUCAAGUCUGUGUGUCAGACAGCUCGCCAGUUUUGUGAUUCCCCUAGCGAAAAAGGAACCAGUACCCCACCAGCCUUAUUGCUGCUACUAUCACGCUUGUGCCUGGACUAUGAAACGUCGACUAUCAGUUACAUCCUAACCCUCACAGAUGAGCAGUUCUUGGGCCAGGAUCACUCCCUAGUCACCCCUGUGAGUACGCUCUGCUCCUUCGCUCACUCAUCAGCUCAGACUCUCCUCAAUCAGUAUGUCAAGUGCCAAGGUCUGGUUGUGUCCCAGAUGCUACGUAAAAGUGUUGAGACUCGGGACUGGGUAACAACCAUUGAGCCACGCAAUGUCCGAGCUGUAAUGAAGAGAGUAGUGGAGGACAUUACAGGAGUGGACGUGCAGGUUGGCCUACUCUAUGAGGAGGGUGUCCGCAAAGCUCACAGCAGUGACUCCAGUAAGCGCACGUUCUCUGUGUACAGCAGUUCUCGUCUGCAGGGACGAUAUGCGCAGAGCUACACUCCAAGUGCCCCUAUGGACACCAACCUACUCAGUAACAUUCAGAAGUUGUUUUCUGAACGGAUUGACAUCUUCAGCACCGUCCAGUUCAACAAG